Molecule: messenger RNA, 8677 nt
Organism: Oncorhynchus kisutch (coho salmon)
Lineage: Eukaryota; Metazoa; Chordata; Actinopteri; Salmoniformes; Salmonidae
Product: SNF-related serine/threonine-protein kinase
Exons: 6
Coding region: 624-2930 (768 amino acids)
Biological process (GO): intracellular signal transduction; protein phosphorylation
Cellular component (GO): cytoplasm
Molecular function (GO): ATP binding; protein serine/threonine kinase activity
Source: RefSeq, a predicted model, not a curated record
CACGCUGGCUGUUCAAUUGCAUAGGCCAUAAUAGUUUUCUGCUCUCUCGACUUCAGAACAGACAUUUUCCUCUAGGCCUUUCCGCCUGCCUCAGCCCUAGCGCGCCAUAGGAGAGAACAUCCUCCGAAUAAGACCGGAGUUAGCUGGAAUGCUUUGACGUCAGUAGCAGGCCAACCCAGGCCAGCGCUCAGAGCCGAUCAGACGGAGGUGAAUGCACGAAUAGGCUAGCCUACUGCAGAGAGAGAGAGACGCACUCACAUCGAGCAUCCCUGUUGCCUCGUCAUUUGCGGAGACAUCGGGGCACGCAAACACUACGCACCUGGCACAGUCAAUACAACAGGGCGAGGGGAAAAUAUUGUGUAAUAGCGUUAUUAAGAUUUUAACACAUCAAGUAGGCUAGUAUUCUUGGUAUAGAAAGAAGUGUAUUUGCUGUUUACAGUGGUGUGUCGCUCCACUAGCCUCAAGGAUAACGCAUUUUCCUAACAAUGGUAAUGCAUCAGUAGAGAGAGCCUCCAGCCCAACCCUCCCUCUCUUCAUACCGAGACCCCUCAUCCAGACUGAGACUGUCUCCAGCACCAACACACCACUCCCCUCACCCCGCCCUUGCCCCGCCCCACCCAGACAUGGCUGCUUCUAAGGGUGGCUACGAGGGCAAGAUCGCCGGCCUCUACGACCUGGAUCGCACGCUGGGGAAAGGCCACUUCGCCGUGGUCAAGCUGGCCCGCCACGUCUUCACAGGCCAGCUGGUGGCGGUCAAGGUGAUUGACAAGACCAAGUUGGACACCAUGGCAACGGGCCACCUGCUGCAGGAGGUGCGCUGUAUGAAGCUGGUGCAGCACCCCAACGUGGUGCGGCUCUAUGAGGUCAUCGACACCGCCACCAAGCUCUACCUCAUCCUGGAGCUGGGCGAUGGAGGGGACAUGUAUGACUAUAUCCUGCGCCACGAGGGUGGCGUGGCCGAGGACACGGCUAAAGUUCACUUCGCCCAGAUUGUCCAGUCCAUCUCCUACUGCCACCGGCUCCAUGUGGUGCACCGAGACCUCAAGCCAGAGAAUGUGGUGUUCUUCAGGCAGCAGGGUACAGUCAAGCUGACCGACUUCGGCUUCAGCAACCUCUUCAAGCCCGGGACCAUGCUGAUGACCAGCUGUGGUUCGCUGGCUUACUCCGCCCCAGAGAUCCUGCUGGGGGAUGAGUAUGACGCUCCGGCUGUAGAUAUUUGGUCACUGGGGGUGAUCCUCUUCAUGCUGGUGUGUGGACAGCCGCCAUUCCAGGAGACCAAUGACAGUGAGACGCUCACCAUGAUUAUGGACUGUCGCUACACCGUCCCCGCCCAUGUCUCCGCAGACUGUAAAGAUUUGAUCUCCCGUAUGCUGCAGAGGGACCCGUCUAGUCGUGCCUCCCUGGAGGAGAUCGAGAAGCACCCCUGGCUGCAGGGGGUCAACCCCUCACCCACAGGGCACAGUGCCGCCCCCCUCACCUCCCACCGCAGCCUGUCCCAGGAGGAACACGAGAUCAUCCUCCACGCCAUGACCAGUGGCAACAUCGCUGACCGCGAUGCCAUCCAACAGGCUCUAGAAGCGGAUCAAUACAACCACAUCACAGCCACGUAUUACCUGCUGGGGGAGCGCAUCCUGAGAGACAAGCAGGAGCAGCCCAGCGAGAUCCCGAAAGUCGACAGUUCGUGGGCCGAGCCAUCACAACUCCAGAGGCCGCGGUCUGAGCCUCUGGAUCUGGAGCAGAGGGGGCUCCAUGGCCUACUGGCUGGCUGUCCCCGCCGAGGGGUGUCUGAUGCUGUGGACUUCCUGACCCACAGGCCCCUGCUGCUUCAGCCACAGCCAAGUCGCACAGAGAGCCCCUUCCCUGAGUACAGCACAGAGCCCUGCCUGGGGCUCACCCUGCGCCCUUCACCCCCUGACGAACCUCCACAGAUCAAGAGCCUGGGAGCCCUGCAGCUCAUCUGUGAAGAGGAAGAGGAGGAGGAAGAUGAGGCGGAAGAGACAGGCAAACCACAUGUUGGACUUCAUAAUAUUCAAACACUGCCUCAUAUAAUAGGCUUGGUAUCAACCUCUGUGUCUACAGAACAGUCUAGUCCCAUGCUCACAGCUCCAGAGGCUCCACAGAGCCCAGUCAGAGUAGUCCCAGCUCAGGGAGAGGAAACAGGCCUGUUGGCCACCUCAGUGGAGGAGACACUGGAGACAGAGAGGGGGGAGUGGGACAGGGAGCUGCAGGCCAGGGUUUCUAGCGACAGCAGAGAGAUGGAGCCUGACCAGCUGGCAGCCAUACAGGAACAAGAACAGGGUACGAUGGAGUCAGGGGAGAAGCCCAUGGAGGAAGGAGACAUGUCAUGUGACCAACUGAGGCUCGGUAGUCAUUUGACUUCAGACCAGCCAAUCAAUGGUAGUUCGAUCAGCCCUAAAGCUCACCCUCCAUUCCUGCCUCGCCUCGGGGGGGUGCAGUGUUGUUGUGGGCAACAGGAAACUCCCAGCCCAGACAUCAUAGAAGGGGAAGAUGCUAUUCUUAAAAAUAACAACACCACAGAGUCCAAGCCUAAGCUCCUGGUGCAGGGUGGGGGGUCCACCCCAGGCGCCUCACCCCGCUCUCUGCCCCAUAACCACUGUGUGGACCUGGGCCCCGACGGGGUGGAGACGACCCGCAAGGUGAGAGUGCCUGGUGGGGAGUCUGAAGAGGACACUCCGGAGGAGCUUCAAUUAGAGAGAUCCCACAAUGCGACACAGGGUCGCCUUGGGCCCAGGGAGACGGGGACCGACCCUACGUUCAGACUGGAUCCUGGCAAGGGGAAGAACGUGAACCUGAGAGACCGCCUGCUGCAGUUCCCUCUCUGUGAGAAGGCCCUGUCUUUCAACAUCCAGCCCACCUCCAAGGAGAAAAUCCUGCCCUUCGCCCAGUACAACUGCUGCCAUGUACUGUAGGCAGGGCCACCUGUAGAUACCCUAUACCUCCCACAUUACUCACUCUGUCCCCUAGCCAAGGGGUAGGAAUGGGCAUCACUCCAGACACCCUCACACCAGGCCCAGACCCUGUCACUGUUCCAUCUACUUCAACUUCAACACAAAACACAGCGCAGACAGUAUGUAGCCUAUCUGAACUAUCGGUCUGCGUCCAACCUAAACGGAAUGAUCAUACUGUGACCUCAGACACGUUCCAGCCAAUUGUAGUUAGACUGUGUAGCCCCCACCCUGACCUCUUUAUACUUACCGUCUACUGCUGCUUUCUUUGUGAGACAAAAACUGGACCUCAUUGUGCUGCUAUGUACUGGACUAUAGAAAAUGCUUUUUGUGUGGUCUUCUUAGACUAUCACUAUAUACUGUAGCUUUUAAAUGAUUGCUAUUUUAUUUGCCCUUGUAUCAUAGCUUUUCAUUUUGUACUAGCUUAUCUAGAACUGAGCCCAUUUGAGCAUAUGGUAUGUUGUCACUCUGAGGCCUGCUAGUACAGUGCUAUAAUUGGAAUGUGUAAGAUGAUGCAUGCUGUAUAGGUGAAAGCUACACUCCAUGCCUCAGGCGCCAUCCUUCGUUAGCUCAGCUAGCAGCAUGAUGGAAGGUGUGAUGAUGCUCUAGACAGUGUAGCUGGAAGCAUGGUAUCAUUUAAUGCGGGGGGGUACUUACGUCAAUGACAUUGUUGGUGCACUAAUGUGGGUGCAUUGUUGAAUCUCAGUGGUACACAGUAGUGCAGAGGAGAUGAGUCGGGCAGCGUUGCUCAUGGUCACGUGAUGAAGUAGCCCCGCUUGCGAACUUCAAAACCAGUGUCUGACCUUGGACCAUGGGGGAAUUUCCUCUUGGUCUACUGGUCUGGUUGCUCCCUAGGGAGACCUGCAAUGAUAUCCUGUAUGUUACAUUGGCGCCCAACGUGAGGCGAUCUCUCGUGGGGGAGGAGGUCAAAGGGGGGUGAAUGUAGUGGACUUGUCAGACUUGGUUGCUCAUGGUCACGUGAUCAGGGUCUGCGUUGGGACCCGUGGGAGACCAUGGUUCAUAUCACGUGUGUUACAGUAGCAAGGCUUGGGAUCUAAACUGAAUGUAAGAGCAACACCCAGGGGGAUAAACAUUUUUGGACAGAGUUUCAUAAUGGAGAAUUAAAAAUAUACACUGCUCAAAAAAUUAACACUUAAACAACACAAUGUAUCUCCAAGUCAAUCACACUUCUGUGAAAUCAAACUGUCCACUUAGGAAGCAACACUGAUUGACAAUACAUUUCACGUGCUGUUGUGCAAAUGGAAUAGACAACAGGUGGAAAUUAUAGGCAAUUAGCAAGACACCCCCAAUAAAGGAGUGGUUCUGCAGGUGGUGACCACAGACCACUUCUCAGUUCCUAUGCUUCCUGGCUGAUGUUUUGGUCACUUUUGAAUGCUGGUGGUGCUUUCACUCUAGUGGUUAAAUGAGACGGACUCUACAACCCACACAAGUGGCUCAGGUAGUGCAGCGCAUCCAGGAUGGCACAUCAAUGCGAGCUGUGGCAAGAAGGUUUGCUGUGUCUGUCAGCGUAGUGCCCAGAGCAUGGAGGUGCUACCAGGAGACAGGCCAGUACAUCAGGAGACGUGGAGGAGGCCUUAGGAGGGCAACAACCCAGCAGCAGGACCGCUACCUCCGCCUUUGUGCAAGGAGGAGCAGGAGGAGCACUGCCAGAGCCCUGCAAAAUGACCUCCAGCAGGCCACAAAUGUGCAUGUGUCUGCUCAAACGGUCAGAAACAGACUCCAUGAGGGUGGUAUGAGGGCCCGACGUCCACAGGUGGGGGUUGUGCUUACAGCCCAACACCGUGCAGGACGUUUGGCAUUUGCCAGAGAACACCAAGAUUGGCAAAUUCGCCACUGGCGCCCUGUGCUCUUCACAGAUGAAAGCAGGUUCACACUGAGCACAUGUGACAGACGUGACAGAGUCUGGAGACGCCGUGGAGAACGUUCUGCUGCCUGCAACAUCCUCCAGCAUGACCGGUUUGGCGGUGGGUCAGUCAUGGUGUUGGGUGGCAUUUCUUUGGGGGGCCGCACAGCUCUCCAUGUGCUCGCCAGAGGUAGCCUGACUGCCAUUAGGUACCAAGAUGAGAUCCUCAGACCCCUUGUGAGACCAUAUGCUGGUGCGGUUGGCCCUGGGUUCCUCCUAAUGCAAGACAAUGCUAGACCUCAUGUGGCUGGAGUGUGUCAGCAGUUCCUGCAAGAGGAAGGCAUUGAUGCUAUGGCCUGGCCCGCCCGUUCCCCAGACCUGUAUCCAAUUGAGCACAUCUGGGACAUCAUGUCUCGCUCCAUCCACCAACACCACGUUGCACCACAGACUGUCCAGGAGUUGGCGGGUGCUUUAGUCCAGGUCUGGGAGGAGAUCCCUCAGGAGACCAUCCGCCACCUCAUCAGGAGCAUGCCCAGGCGUUGUAGGGUGGUCAUACAGGCACGUGGAGGCCACACACACUACUGAGCCUCAUUUUGACUUGUUUUAAGGACAUUACAUCAAAGUUGGAUCAGCCUGUAGUGUGGUUUCCACUUUAAUUCUGAGUGUGACUCCAAAUCCAGACCUCCAUGAGUUGAUACAUUUGAUUUCCAUUGAUAUUUUUUGUGUGAUUUUGUUGUCAGCACAUUCAACUAUGUAAAGAAAAAAGUAUUUAAUAAGAAUCUUUCAUUCAUUCAGAUCUAGGAUGUGUUAUUUUAGUGUUCCCUUUAUUUUUUUGAGCAGUGUAUAUAUAUGAUAUGGUAUCAACUAAGUAAAUGCAGGUCUUCCAGAUUGUUUGUGUAUAUGUACUUUAUUCUUACAAAUGCUAUUGAACUCUUAUCAUAACGUUUUUUUUUUUUUUUGAAAAAUGUUUUGUUUUGAUAAAUAAUUUAGGAUACAUGUGAAUUUUUUUUUUUUUAAUUGGCCAAAUAAUGCAUUUUUAUUUAUUGAAUACACUUUAAAUACAUUCCAACAUAAAUUACAGAAUAUAUUUAAAAGGUUUAUAUCAAUGUGUAUAAAAUGUAUAUCACAAUAUAUGUUAAGGUCAUCAGAAAAUGUAUUUAAUGUAUUUUAAAAUGCACUCUGAAAUACAUUAAAGAUGUAUUUUAGAAUAUAUUUUGACAUGUAUUUGGAAGUGUUUUGUUAAAUAUAUUCCAACAUGCAUUUAAAUGUAUUUGUAUGAAAUAUAUUUUUUUAUUAAAAUGUAUGGCAAACAUGAAAAAAAAAUGCCAAAUCAUAUUGCAGCAAAAAUGGUGACUGUCUUAACAAUGAAGCUUUAGUAGGCUCUUUGGUAUCACAUGCAGUUUUGUGAGUCUCAUUAAGACUGCAGAACUGUCAUUCUACAAGCUUAACAUUUAAGCACAGAACACAACAUAACACAUUAAGUGUCAUGUCAAUUGGUCACAUGAGAGGCUAAAAAGACUUAGCCACGCCCCAACAAGCCACACCUCCAAGUCUUCUAAUAGGCUGCCACUAUUACACAAUCUAUCUUGUCAAAAUCCAUUUAUUGUACUUGACACAUACCAAAAGCACUAACAUGAAAAUACAUGCAUUUAAAUGACUACAAAAAUAACUACAAACAUGAUACAUUAUCGGUCAGUGAAUGUGCAUAUGACAAAUAAACAAACAAGCUUGAUGAGAGCAAUUGCAACCAAUGUCCAACGGGCAGAAUUUAACGUGUGCUGGGUCGUUCCACAAAAAUAGUGCCUUUUUGCGUCCCUUUUAUAUGUUAAGUAGAAAUUAUACACCACUAUUGAAUUUUGAAAGCCUGUUAUAUGAAAUUAAGUGCCCUUUGAUAUAGACCACAAGGAUAAUUCAAUAAAUCUGAUUUUCAAUAUGAAUAAAGCUUCCAAUCCCCCUGUCACAAGGGGAUUUAUGGCUGAUUUAACUAGUAGUUACCAGUUGGAGGGCCAUUCAAGUGUGUUUUUCACAGAUUUGGUAAAUUCCCAAUUGGUUACGAACGCACCAUAACACCACUAACCAUCCUCUGUAGAGCUGCUAUAACACCACUAACCAUACUCUGUAGAGCCGCUAUAACACCACUAACCAUCCUCUGUAGAGCCGCUAUAACACCACUAACCAUCCUCUGUAGAGCUGCUAUAGCACCACUAACCAUCCUCUGUAGAGCCGCUAUAACACCACUAACCAUCCUCUGUAGAGCCGCUAUAACACCACUAACCAUCCUCUGUAGAGCCGCUAUAGCACCACUAACCAUCCUCUGUAGAGCCGCUAUAACACCACUAACCAUCCUCUGUAGAACCGCUAUAACACCACUAACCAUCCUCUGUAGAGCCGCUAUAACACCACUAACCAUCCUCUGUAGAGCCGCUAUAACACCAUUAACCAUCCUCUGUAGAGCCGCUAUAACACCACUAACCAUCCUCUGGAGAGCCGCUAUAACACCACUAACCAUCCUCUGUAGAGCCGCUAUAACACCACUAACCAUCCUCUGUAGAGCCGCUAUAACACCACUAACCAUCCUCUGUAGAGCCGCUAUAACAUCACUAACCAUCCUCUGUAGAGCCGCUAUAACACCACUAACCAUCCUCUGUAGAGCCGCUAUAACACAACUAACCAUCCUCUGUAGAGCCGCUAUAACACCACUAACCAUCCUCUGUAGAGCCUCUAUAACACCACUCAUUGGAAGCACAAGACCUAGACCUACACUUUGACAUAUUGUGGAGCAUUGUAUUAUGUAUCGUUUUUGUUUGAAUUGAUAAAACAUUUUAUAAUAAUAAAAACUGCCUAGUGCCCAAUGGUUUUAUUAUUGAAUUAAGCUGAAGAGAGGCACUUACUAAAAGUCUGUUUGUUUUUUUAUGGGGAAAACAAAUUUUUUAUGAAGUUGAACAUGUCCUAUUUAUGACAGAAUGAAAUAAUUAGGUGAAAUCAAAUGUUUUUUUUUGUACUCACCAUCACAAUUUAAAUUAUAUAACUGCCUAAGUUUUGGCUAAGUUUUUCUCAAUUAGGAACCACUUUGACACCCUUUAGACUAGAUGUCAUAGCCAUGCAUUUCCGGGAAUAUUGUCAGGCAUUACAUGCAUUUUAGUAAAGAUGCAAAUGUAUCUACAUGUAUUUGAAAUAUAUUUUACGUUACGUUAAAUAUAUUGAAAUGUAUAUAUUUUUUCGAAUGGGGGAGGAUACCUGUAAAAUGUUGUUGGAUUUGCCUUGUGAUUUGUGUAUACAUUUUGUCUGUCUAGUGUUUUCUGAGAGAACGUACUGCUACUACUGUAAGAGAUACAGCUUGAUCAAAUCAGAAAUCCUACUCUAGUCUAGAUGGGAACUAGCUAUUAUGCAAGGAACAAAUGUUAUUGGAGAGUGUUACAGUACGAGUGUCUUCAGAAAGCUGUGUUCUUUUCCAUCAGUGGAAUGCACAGAGGAACCAUGGAACAGUGGUACACGGAAAUCCCAUGCUACUGAAUGCGACCAGAAUGAAUGGCGUAGUCUCAGCCCCCUCGUUGUGGAAGAGAAGAGUGUAGUGAUGGACACAGAGCACUAACCUUAGCUGGCACAUAUAUGAUAUGAACACGCCAACUCCACCUCCCCUGUCUUCUUUCCUCUUCUGUCAUUGGACGGGGGUGGGCCUUAGAUUCCACCAACCGGCUGUCUGGUCCACCUCCACACCUGGCCUGAAAUCAGCUGACUGAGGUGUGUCCAUCUGUCUGUCGGCCCAUUCACCCUGAUUUAAACUAUGACUAUGUCUCGAUGAGAUUCAUUUAUUUUUGUAUUUAUUUAUUAAAGUGGAUUAAACCAG